AUGAAGCGCUGUUUCGCUCCUGAGGUUUUUUGCGGGUGCUGCUGCGAGCUGUGCCAGCCGGUACGGUGUGUCAUUGAUCAGCAUGAAGUGGAGAUUGUUCCUGCCACAUAUCGCUCGUCAUCAUCAGUGUCCUCCGCGUCGUAUGGGGGGCAUGGCAGCGACCCGGCAAGCGUGGCGAACAGUUACAGAAGCCCCUACGAGGCGACUUCGUACCGGAGUCAGACCGACGACCCUCCCACUUCGCGAAGCACAGCAGUCAGCAGUCACACGAAGCACGCCGCUUCUCACGGCAGGCAUCAACAGCGGAUUUCGCCGUGCCAUUCUCGCUCGCAUCGAGGCGGUCACAUCUCUCGGCGUGACUCGGGGAAAGUCCAAGGUGGCGGAGGCGCUGUGAAGAUGGCACUCUUUUCCGCGCGAGACUUCUCGUUGACUGAGACGUGUCCGUCCGCGGACCGGGGUAUGACGACGUCCGCAGAUGGCUUUACCGCAGGUGAACCUUUCUUUCUCUUCGAAGGUAGUCCGAGGCACGCGUCCGCCUGGCCGUUCCCUCCUCCUGGCGCCCUCGAAAAUUCCUUUCAGGGGCCUCGUACUCACGCGGGAAGUCAGCACGCCCCAAGCGGGACUGCGCAGCAGCCCUCUGCACUGGAGGAUACUUCGUCGGUAGAACUGCCCCAAGGAGCCGUAGCCGGCGGCGCCCCGCGCAGCGCUGCCUCGAGGGCCGGCCCCCACAGACGGUCUGUGGCGAAGCGAGUACCUUCUCUCAACAUCCAGCUGGUGCUGGACCGGCGCGCUGCUCAGUACAAUCAGUCAGCUACCCUGCCGCCAGCGGCAGCGGUUCCUGCUGCUGGAGACAGCUGGAAAGAGGACGACUUGGACGACUCCGAGGGGCCUGCGUUGUGCAGCUCUAGCGCCAGCGCCGAGCCGGCCUCCUCUCCCGCAUCGGUCGUCAGCCUGCCUUCACGCUGCUUUCCAAGGGCUCAAGUGUCCCUCUCGACCACUGCAGUUUCGCCUGAAGGAGGGACUGAAGGGCGAGCUCCGUGCCUGAGAAACUGUGAGAGAGACAGCGAUGCGGAUUCUGCGCGCUCGCCUUCCUCUGACGCCACUCAGAGCGAGGGGACUGCCAGUCGCCUCUUGGGGUCGAGCCGCACUUCCGCAGGGGGUGCGGCCUUGAGAGAUCCUCGCUCAGCUUUAAGUGUGGCGUCGGCGAGAGAUGAGAAAGACUUGUGCACAGCAGGACGCUCAGAGAGAAACAUCAGAGUACAUGCAUUGCGCGGCACGUCUCCUCGGGCUUCGUCUCGCGCGUGUGAGGCUUCAGAGGCGUGCACCCACUCUCCAGAAGUGGCGGGAAGUUGUGCGCGUACAGCAGCAGGUCACACAGCCUCGACGUCCCUGCGCCAGCCUGAAGAGCUGUCACCGAAGUCUCUGUUGCCCACUCAACCGUCAGUAGCAGAAGAUCCCGACAAGCUCUCCGGCGAGCAUCUGAGGAGAGUAGAGUCGGUGGGCGACAUCAAUAAGGAGUUUUUGUUCGUGGAACAGACGACGGCAAGGAGCUCUUCUAGCUCGCCGCAGGGUUCUGAGCCUGUGAGCAGCCUCACGGAGGUGGAACAUGAGCGUCUGGUGCGGUUGGAACAACAGCAGCGGGUUCUUCUGCACGCUGUUCGGCAUCAGGAGCGGAGCCUCAUCCGGCUGGCACAGCAGCGGGAGCACGAUACUCAGCGGUGGCAAGGCGGGUCUCAUCAUACGGAUUCAGAUCGUUUUUCUCAUUGUUUUGAUGGGGACCUCAGCAGCCAUGGGCGUCCAAGCAGCUGCUGGAGCGUCGCGACUUCCUCGCAGGUGUUGCGAGAAUUGACCUCCACGGACAGCCUCUCCUUUUCCUCUUUCCACUCUUCCCGCAGAGGUUCUCUGCUGUCUGCAAAGGAAGAUGGUGGUACUGGAGGCCAGUUGCCGAAGGGCGCCGCUCGCGUCAGCAUGUUUUCUCUCGCCCAGCCCAUGAGCUCUUGCCUGUCUCGGAGCCUGGAAGAGUUGACCGCAUCCGCUCACGGCAAUCCCCGGCACUCGGCGCAGAUUCUUCAGCAGCUUCGCCAAGAGACCCAUUCCCGGAGUGCCUACAUUCAGCAGCAGCACCUGCGCGACAGCCUGGCUCACGAUCGCGUGGUCCUUCGGGCGCGUACAGCUGUGGAUCCACAGGCCGCUAGUCCUCCAGCCGCGCUCUGUCGGCGAUUCCAAGAGAUUCACGAGAAGGCAGGCAGGAGGGGCCGAAGCGACUUGAGGCAUCGGAGCGAGGACCCUGUCCCAGUGCCAGACGCAAGGUCGUCGGCAGGCCGGAGCGAUCCACUUUUCAAUUCUACCCGUCUGAGAACUUCGCUUCGGACGAACGACGGAAAAACGCAACUGCAGUGCCCACGCCCGAAUAGCCCGGCUCAGCGAUCAAGAUCAGGCGAAGUAGAUUUGUCCGUGUUAGGGGAAGCGCACUUCAGCGCAGGAGCCCGGCUAGUUCUCCGAGAGAGAAGACGACCACACACUGCCGGCGCUGCCGAGAAAUAG
Messenger RNA from Besnoitia besnoiti, 2544 nucleotides. RefSeq lists its product as uncharacterized. Bases 1 to 2544 code for a protein of 847 amino acids. The transcript has a single exon. The record is from RefSeq and is a predicted model, not a curated record. Lineage: Eukaryota; Apicomplexa; Conoidasida; Eucoccidiorida; Sarcocystidae.